This is a messenger RNA of Melitaea cinxia (Glanville fritillary), 3668 nucleotides long. It is a transcript of the gene Mybbp1A, whose product is annotated as rDNA transcriptional regulator pol5-like. The transcript is spliced from 6 exons. NCBI's taxonomy places the organism in Eukaryota, Metazoa, Arthropoda, Insecta, Lepidoptera, Nymphalidae. Bases 95 to 3454 code for a protein of 1119 amino acids. Gene Ontology annotation, biological process: regulation of DNA-templated transcription. Gene Ontology annotation, cellular component: nucleolus. Gene Ontology annotation, molecular function: transcription factor binding; transcription corepressor activity; sequence-specific DNA binding. The record is from RefSeq and is a predicted model, not a curated record.
UUUGAAAUACCUGACAUGUGCAGUGCCAAUAAACUGCGAAUAGCCGAAUACCAUAAUUUCUUAGUUUGCGUUAUAUUAAAAUAAAUAUUAUAAAAUGAAGGACGAAAGUAAUGCUGAGAAACCUCAAAAGGAUGUAACAGCAUCUUUAUUAGACGCGUUUGAUCUGCUUAAAUCUACAGCCGAUGAUGUAAAAAUUACAGGUGGUACCAAAAUAAUUGCGCGGCUUCUUGAAAAUAAGAAUGAAAAAGAUUUACAGUACGUCUUAAAGCGCUUAGUAAGAAGUAUGGGGGCUAACGUCCUUGAAAUGAGGUUAGGGUACUGUGCCACUCUUAAAAGUCUUAUUCAUAAAUUUGAAGAAAUUAACGCAGCAAAGUUAUUGGACCUGGUAAAAAAAGAACUCCAUGCAAACGGCUCGUCGAAGAGUGAGGUGGGUGAUGUUGCCCUGGGUCAGAUAUUAGUGUGUGGGGUUUUGUUUCGAUCUGGUUUGAUGCUGAAAAGUUCAAGUGAAGAGCAAAAAGAAAUAUUACAGCUUAUUCAAAGUGCUGGGAGUAAAAAAUCAUAUCUCGGCGCUGCAGUCUCAACUAUUUUACUGGAUUUUAUCAAUGAGCUCAAUGAAGAUCAGUUCGCGUCGAUUGUAUGGCCAAACAUAAAACAGUAUUAUAAGAAGGAAAUAAAAGAACACAGCUUAGAUUCUCUGUAUGUACUACUCGUGUUAAGCAGAAAAUUUCCAGAUAAAGUAAAAGUUAGGAAGUUGAUUGGAGUACCAGAUAUAUUACAUGAAGAUAAUAUUCCUGAUAUUUGCGAAAAGUUAAUGAUAGGAGUUGAUUUAAAUUUGAUAAGCCAUCCCGUAUACAAAGAAGUAGCGAUACAAGUCGCUAAGUCUGACAAUCUACAACUAUUCUGGAACAGAAUUGACAACUAUCUCGUAAAACACAAUAGAAAUAGAGAAUUAGUAUCGCUUAAUAUUCUUAACACAAUAUUACUAAACAUUCAAGAAAAGGUAAAUGUCAUUCCGGAUCUGUUGACAGAUAAUUUUUUCAAAUUAUUCAUGGAUUGGUUUAAGGGCUUGCAAACAGCAAGUAAAAUCAGAAACAAGCGAGAUGAUGAAGAUGACCACAAGAUGAUGAUUAAGAAAGAGAAAGAAUUACUGAUGUCUCUCUCAAAAGCAUUGAAACUUCCCGCUGUCGAUAGCAGUAUAAGAGUAGCGACGCUAAAGAAACUGUUAUUCAGUCCGGGUGAAAUAAAUUUCACUGAAAUAACCGGUUCGUCAGUUGUUAAAUCUGCUCUUGCCGAUUUAGACAAAGAUGGUUUGAAGAAAUUGGCAAAAUCAUUAAAAAAAGUUCUGUCAAAUACUUCCAAAAAGAUUAUCAAAGAGAAUGUGGAAAGAAAUUGGUAUAAUAAUGAAAGAGUUAAAGCUGCAGAAUUAAUUUCGUUCAUUGUAAGCCAUGAAGCAAUGAAGGAUGAUAUUGAAUUUAAAAUUAACCAUAUGCAGCUGUUGAUGUGUUUUGGAUUCUUUAAAAUUAGUGGAGAUGAGAAUGUCACUGUUAGCAGUGAAUUAGCAGGUUCUAUUAAAUCAUGUUUUUACCGAUGCUUCACAUCUCGAUUUUCGAAUGUCGAUGAUUUAGUGUCGGUCUUGUCGUCGCUCAGCACGUUCAUUUCAAAUAUCAUGAAAAAACCUCAAGUGCGUGAAAAACUUGAGAAACAAUUUUCACAAGAAAAUAUGGAUUGUUGGGAAAUGCUCACUAGCGUAUGUGAAGGAAUAGAACGCAAUGAGUCCAAGUCGAAAGUUGAUAAAGUUUUUCUAAUCUUAUUGUAUCAACUUGGAUUAUUUUUAUUUUCGGAACCAGCGCAUGUGAACAUCGCUCGUAGUUCAAUAACGGAAUUAAAGAGUUGUUAUGAACAUUAUAAAAAGGGGAAGAAGAAGAAAUCAGGAAAAAAUAAAGACACCGUCGCUGAAGAUGAACCGGAGUGGACGGAAGUGUUAAUUGAAGUUCUCUUAUCCAUACUUUCAAUCGAAUCUAGCGUUCUUCGCGCUAUUGUCCAGUGUGUGUUUAGACUUCUUUGGGAGUAUUUAACUCCUACUUCAAUAGCCCAAAUUGUUUCUGUUCUGGACCCAGAGGAAGACAAUCCUCUUAAACAAGAGAGUGAAUCGGAAGGUGAAGAAGAUGACAAGUCUGAUGGACCCGAUGAUGAUGAUGACAAGGAGGACGAUGAAAAUGAUAGUGGCAGUGAUACUGAUGAUGGUGAUGAAGACGGUGACUUGAAGGUACCUGAUCAAUUACGUUUAGCCGUACAAAAAGCUUUAGGAACAGCAGUUGCCCCCGACUCAGAUACUGAAUCUAUAGACGCAGAUAUGAUAACUGAGGAGGAAGGGAAAAAGCUCGAUGAUGCACUAGCCGAGGCAUUUAAGCAAUUCCACCAGGGUAAACAUGUUAAGUCGAAGAAGGAACGCAAAAAUAAGAAGGCUUUAUCUGAUUUCAGAAUAAGGGUACUAGAUCUUAUAGACAUAUAUCUAGAGAAAGACCCUGCUAUGGAUAUCUGUCUGAGUAUGAUCGCACCACUUUCAAGAUGCCUCGAAUUUUGUAUGCGGGACAAUCAAUUUAAGGAAUUAGAAUUUAGAGUAAGAAAGACUAUUAAAAGCUUUUCGAAGAUUAAAAAAUUUUCAACAACAGGCGACGUUACAAUCGGUAUAUUGAGUGAUUUCCUAAAAUCUAUUAUAGAGAAAGGUGAUAGAUCUCAUUUCAUGUAUCAAGCUCUCGGCGACGUUAUAACCCAUUUCACUGUAUUUAUUAUUCAUUGUUCUCAAAGAAUUGACGUUAAAUCUACAAAAUCACCCAAGAAAAACUUGCAUGGCAGAUCUCCUAUUAUCGAAAUAUUCGAGGAAGCGGUUAACAAUUAUUUUAAUAAUCGCAGCUGUCUCCUUCCGAUCAUUUUCUUCCACAACAUCCUGCAAGCGGAAUGGGAAGGAAAGUUUUAUUUAGUGCCGUUAAUUAUUAAGAAUGUCUUCGAUAAUAACGUGCGACAAUUCCGUCGCAACGAGGGUCUGAAUUUAAUAAUAGGGUUCUACCAGGCUUUGAAUAGAUUAAAACCAACAUCUCAGGAAACGAUUAAACAAAUUCACGACGUUGAAAAAAUUUUUAACAGCGAGUUUUCUGAAUCCAUCCAAAUAGAAGUUACGUCAAAUUUCGUAACGACUCUGAGAAAAUUAAUUAACGUCGUGAGAUCGUUCCACGAAAAUUGUAAAAUUCCAACAAAUUUGAAUUUUAAGAUGUUGUUAGACAACUUAGGAUCACUUAAAAGCGUAGCCAAAAAUAAGAACAGAAAUGAGAAUACUACGAAACAAAAUGGAGUUAAAACGAAAAAAAAUAAGAAGAACAAACGUAAGAGGGAGCAGAGUAAUGGGGAUGUAUCAGAACCAGAUACAAAGAAAACAAAAUCUUCUGAUAGUGAAUAAUUGUAAUCUUUUUAAAAGGAUCGAGUGUGUACAUAUACUUUGUAAAACAAUCCUUAUUGAGUUAAUAUCUCUACUGGUGGCAAGAGGACUGGUGCAUUUUUUCCCCAAAGAAUCCGUAUAGCGAUUAUAGUGGGAAACGCUGCCAGUAUUCUUGGCACCAUUCCAUGGACACAUGAUUUAUACCAUAAUUUUCUUGUAAAUAUUUAGUUCUUAA